CUUAAAACACUGCGCGUCAGUUUCAAUAUGAAAGUCUUGUUGAGAAAGUAGUUUGCAACGAGACUUUUCAAUUCAACUCUUUUUUUGUUGUCGUCCUAACGGUUAAUGUAUUAAAUUUUUUUUAAAUCUUUUUUACCGACUAUUUUAAAUGUCUCCUUUAACAAAUCAAACAACAUCUCACGAUGAAAAAGAUUUAAAAUCAAAAAAUCCUACUGGGAUAAAUGGUAUUCUCUUAGGACCACCUGGAUCUGGCAAAGGAACGCAGGCUCAAAAACUAGUUGAACGUUAUUGUGUGUGUCAUUUGGCUACAGGAGAUAUGCUGCGGGCAGUUGUAGCCUCUGGUUCAGAGCUUGGGCAAAAAGUUAAAGGAGUUAUGGAUUCAGGUCAGUUGGUGACAGACGAUUUAGUGGUUGAGCUAAUUGAUAACAAUCUUACCAAACCUGAAUGCAAAAAUGGAUUUUUAUUGGAUGGUUUUCCAAGAACAAUACCUCAAGCUGAAAAACUGGAACAAUUAUUGGAAAAAAGAAAGACACCAUUAGAUCAUGUAGUUGAGUUCCAUAUUGAUGAUGAACUGCUAGUUAAAAGAAUUACUGGAAGAUUAUUUCAUCUUGAAAGUGGUCGUUCUUACCAUGAAGUUUUUAACCCACCAAAACAAUCAAUGAAAGAUGAUAUUACAGGCGAGCCAUUGGUACGUCGUUCGGACGACAACGAAGAAACUUUGCGAAAACGAUUAGCAGCUUAUCAUAGUGCAACAUCGCCAUUAGUUGCUUUUUAUCAAAAAAGAAAAUUACACACUCGAGUGAAUGCGGAUCAGCCGUUGGCAUCUGUUUUUGCAAACGUUACAGCAAUAUUUGACGGUGCAUUAGCUAAAAGGAAGUAAUUUAUGAGAAAUUUUCUAAGAAUUUGUAUGAAAUAAAUUACUAGAAAUAUGAUAUUUUUGAUAA
Messenger RNA from Hydra vulgaris (swiftwater hydra), 944 nucleotides. RefSeq names its product adenylate kinase 2, mitochondrial. The record is from RefSeq and is a predicted model, not a curated record. Gene Ontology annotation, molecular function: AMP kinase activity; ATP binding. Gene Ontology annotation, biological process: ADP biosynthetic process. Gene Ontology annotation, cellular component: cytoplasm; mitochondrion. Lineage: Eukaryota; Metazoa; Cnidaria; Hydrozoa; Anthoathecata; Hydridae.